Molecule: messenger RNA, 534 nt
Organism: Acanthamoeba castellanii str. Neff
Lineage: Eukaryota; Discosea; Longamoebia; Acanthamoebidae
Exons: 4
Coding region: 1-534 (177 amino acids)
Source: RefSeq, a predicted model, not a curated record
AUGGUGCGGGUGUCGCAGAAGUGCGUGGUGGUGUGCAAGCCCCUCACCCUCGGGCAGGUGAUCCAAUUCGAAGGCGGCUACGCUCCCGCCCACGCCGAAGCGACCUGCCGCCUGCGCUUUCACUGGCAACUCAAGGCACGCGCACCUCCCAUCGGCCAUCAGCACCUGCUGCAGCGCCUGCAGCUGCUGCCACGGGCCCUGGCUGGAGGUAUUGUGGAAUUCUACGGCCUCUUCGAUGGCCUCAGCCUCUCGGGGGACGAGGCCUGGACAAAAGGCGUCAACCUGUGGCCGCUCACCUUGUGCCUCAAGUCCCUCCCCGGCGUGUUUGGUGACGAGGACCUCGCGCAGGAGUGGGUCGAGGUGCAGGAGAGUAGAGGUCUGCCCAGGGAGAACUGCUGCGCGUGGCCCACGUGGCUGCCGCUGGGCUGCGAAUCGGAGAGCACCAUUUUCUUCAUCAACUGCGCGCCAUCGAGCCCCUACUUCGGCCAGCUGAGGCUGACCACCCACGGGCCUUUGGUGGGGGGGGGCGUGUAG